Saprolegnia parasitica CBS 223.65 is the source of this 5250-nucleotide messenger RNA. RefSeq lists its product as hypothetical. Gene Ontology annotation, molecular function: structural molecule activity; clathrin light chain binding. Gene Ontology annotation, biological process: intracellular protein transport; receptor-mediated endocytosis. Gene Ontology annotation, cellular component: clathrin coat of coated pit; clathrin coat of trans-Golgi network vesicle; clathrin complex. The record is from RefSeq and is a predicted model, not a curated record. Lineage: Eukaryota; Oomycota; Saprolegniomycetes; Saprolegniales; Saprolegniaceae. The transcript has 3 exons. The coding region runs from base 34 to 3858 and encodes 1274 amino acids.
GGCUACCGACGUGCGAAGGACGAAGAGCGCAGGAUGGCCGACUUGCCGAUUACCUUUGGCGAAGUCCUCAAUCUGGGGACGCUCGGCGUCAACCUGGACUAUGUCAAAUUCGGGACGUGCGCAAUGGAGAGCGACAAGUUCAUCACGGUCUGCGAGACCGUGAACGGCCAGGCGAACGUCGUGAUCGUCGACAUGGCCGCGGGCAACAACGUGCAGCGCCGCCCGAUCGCGGCCGAGGCCGCGAUCAUGAACCCGUUGACCAAGGUCAUUGCGCUCCGCGCCGGGUCGCAGCUCCAGAUUUUCAACAUGGAGCUCCGCGCCAAGAUGAAGUCGCAUCAGAUGACGGACCCGAUUGUGUUUUGGCGGUGGAUCACGCCCAACACGAUUGGCAUGGUGACGGCCACGGCUGUGUACCACUGGAGCAUCGAAGGCGACUCGGCGCCUGCCAAGCAGUUUGACCGCCACGCCAACCUUGGCCCGAACACGCAGAUCAUUAGCUACGAGACGUCGCCCGACAACCAGUGGCUCUUGCUCGUCGGUAUCUCGGCGGGCGAGGGUGGCCGCAUUGAAGGCAACAUGCAGCUCUACUCGAAGGACAAGAAGGUCAGCCAGGUGCUCCAGGGCCAUGCCGGGACCUUUACCAACAUGAAGCCCCCGGGCCGCACCGACGAAGCCCAAGUGCUGUGCUUUGCCGGUACCAAGGGCGACGCGCCGUUGCAGCUCUUUAUCAUGGAAGUCGGCACAAACGCUGCGGGCCAGACGUUCCGGCUGCCGCCCCAGCCGAUCCCGUUUGCUGCGGACGCCGUCAACGAUUUCCCCGUCUCGAUGAUGGCGGCGCCCAGCGAUGAUAUCAUUUACAUGAUCACGAAGAUGGGCUACUUGUUCCUCUUCGACAUUCACACUGGCAAGCCCGUGUACCGCGCGCGCGUCGCCCAGGACACGGUCUUUGUCACGGCCCUGCAUACGGCGUCCAAGGGUAUGCUCGGUAUCACGCGUCGCGGCCAGCUGCUCCAGUUCUCGAUCAACCAGCAGAAGCUCGUCCCGUACAUUGUGGGCACGCUCCGCGACUCGCAGCUUGCGCUCCAGCUCGCGACGCGCCUCAACCUUCCUGGCGCCGAGGAGCUCUACUUUACCGAGUUCAACCGUCUCGUGGGCAUGAACGACGUGCAGGGUGCCGCGCGCCUGGCUGCCGUGUCGCCGCAGGGUGUCUUGCGCACGCCGCAGGUGAUUCAGCGCUUCCAGCAGAUGCCCGCGCAGCCCGGCCAGCCGUUGCCGCUCCUCCAGUUCUUCAGCGUCUGCUUGGAGAUGGGCACGCUCAACAAGUACGAGUCGAUCGAACUUGCGCGCCCCGUGCUCAUGCAGGGCCGCGGCCAGCUGCUGCAAAAGUGGCUCUCGGAGGACAAGCUCGAGUGCUCGGAAGAGCUUGGUGACAUGUGCGCGCAGUCGGACACGACGAUGGCGCUCUCCGUGUACCUGCGUGCCAACGUGCCGGAGAAGGUCAUCAACUGCUUUGUCCAGCGCGGCGAGUUUGACAAGAUCGUCGCGUACGCGUCCAAGACCAACUACCGCUGCGACUACACGUUUAUGCUCCAGAACCUCGUGCGUGCGAACCCGCAAGGCGCGCUGGACUUUGCGCAGAAGCUCGCGACGGCCGAGAACGGCCCGCUUGUCGACAUUGCGUCGGUCGUGGACAUUUUCAUGCAAGUGAGCCGCGUCCAGGAGACGACCGCGUUCCUCCUCGAAGCGCUCAAGAACAACCGCCCGGAAGAAGGCCCGCUCCAGACGCGACUCCUCGAGAUCAACCUCCUCGGCGGGUCGCCCCAGGUCGCGGACGCGAUCCUCUCGAACAACAUGUUUUCGCACUAUGACCGCCCGCGCGUCGCGCAGCUCUGCGAGAAGGCCGGCCUCUUCCAGCGCGCGCUCGAGCACUACACGGAGCUCGCGGACCUCAAGCGCGUCGUUGUCAACACGCACGCGAUCAACCACGAGUUUAUCGUGACGUUCUUUGGCACGGUCAACGCCGAGGUCUCGAUGGAGCUCAUCAACGCGCUCCUUGGCCACAACUUGCGCCAGAACAUCCAGAUUGUGGUGCAGGUCGCGACCAAGUAUGUGGAGCAGCUCGGCGCCAAGCAGAUCAUUGAGAUGUUUGAGAAGUACAAGUCGUUUGACGGCCUCUACUACUUUCUCGGGUCGGUCGUCAACUUUUCGCAAGAGCCCGAAGUGCACUACAAGUACAUUGAGGCCGCGACCAAGAUGGGCCAGUUCAAGGAGGUCGAGCGCGUCUGCCGCGACUCGGCGGUGUACGAUCCCGUCAAGGUCAAGGACUUUCUCAAGGAGUCGAAGCUCCAGGACCCGCGCCCGCUCAUCCACGUGUGCGACCGCUAUGACUUUGUCGAGGAGCUCACGCAGUACCUCUACUCGAACAACCUUCUCAAGUACAUUGAGGUGUAUGCGACUAAGGUCUCGCCGCAGAAGACGCCGCUUGUCGUCGGCAAGCUUCUCGACUUGGACUGCAACGAAGACUACAUCAAGACGCUUUUGAGCCAGAUCCCGCAGACGCCCGUGGACCAGCUUGUCGAAGAGGUCGAGAAGCGCAACCGCCUUCGCCUCCUCCAGCCGUGGCUCGAGGCGCGCGUGACGCAGGGCAACACGGAGCCCGCGACGCACAACGCGAUGGGCAAGAUCUACGUGACGCUCAACCGCGACCCGCAGCAGUUCCUCGUCAACAACCCGUACUACGAGCCGGCGGUCGUCGGUAAGUUUUGCGAGAAGCUUGACCCGGCGCUCGCCUUCUUGGCGUACCAGCGCGCUGGCGGCGCGUGCGACGACGAUCUCAUCCGCGUCACGACCGAGAACUCGCUUUUCAAGGACCUUGCGCGCUACCUCGUGCACCGCCAGGACCUCGAUCUUUGGGGCAAGGUGCUCGUGAAGGCCGUCGAGGGCGAAGUCGAGGCGCCGAACCGCCGCGCGCUCAUUGACCAAGUCGUGCAAACAGCGCUUCCGGAGGCCCGCAACCCGGACGAGGUGUCGACGACCGUCCGCGCCUUUAUGAACGCCGAGCUCCCGAACGAGCUCAUUGAGCUCCUCGAGCGCAUCGUGCUCCAGGGCACGGACUUUUCGACCAACAAGAACCUCCAGAACUUGCUCAUCCUCACAGCCAUCAAGGCGUGCAAGGAAAAGGUCAUGGACUACGUCAACCGCCUCGACAACUUUGACGGGCCCGAGAUUGCGCGCAUUGCGGUCGGCGAGCAGUACCAGCUCUACGAAGAGGCGUUUGUCAUCUACAAGAAGACCAAGUUCAACGGCGAAGCGAUUGGCGUGCUCCUCGACUACAUUCGCGAUAUGACGCGCGCGUACGAGUUUGCCGACCGCUGCAACGAGCCCGACGUGUGGUCGAAGCUCGCCAAGUCCCAGCUCGACAACAACAACUUGCACGAUGCGCUCGCGUCGUUCAUCAAGGCUGGUGACCCGUCGGCGUACGCCGACGUGAUUGCGACGGCCGAGCGCGACGGCAACUGGGCCGACCUCAUUGACUACCUUCGCAUGGCCCGCAAGACGGUCAAGGAGCAGCACCUCGAUACGUCGCUCAUCUACGCGCUCGCCAAGACGGAAAGUACGCGGAGCUCGAGGAGUUUAUCUCGGCGCCCAACGUGGCGCAGAUCCAGAACACGGGCGAGCGCCUCUUUGCCGAGGGCAUGUUCAACGCGGCGAAGCUCCUCUUCCAGAACAUCAACAACAACGCCAAGCUCGCGAUCUGCUACGUGCGUCUUGGCAAGUUCCGCGAAGCCGUCGACGCGGCGACCAAGGCCAACUCGGUCGGUACGUGGAAGGAAGUCAACUAUGCUUGCGUGGACGUGAACGAGUUCCGCCUCGCCGGCCUCUGCGGUCUGCACAUUAUCGUGCACCCGGACCACUUGGAGGAGCUCAUCCUCAACUACGAGCGCCGCGGCCACUGGGCCGAGCUCCUCAAGCUCAUGGAGCAAGGUCUUGGCCUCGAGGGCGCGCACGCGGGUAUCUUUACGGAGCUUGCGAUUUUGUACUCCAAGUACAACCCGGCCAAGCUCAUGGAGCACAUCAAGAUCUUCCACAGCCGCAUGAACGUGUCAAAGAUUCUGCGGGCGUGCGAGAAGGGCUUGCAUUGGGACCACGCCGUGUACCUCUACAAGGAAGAUGGCCAGUUUGACAAUGCGGUGCGCACGAUGGUCGACCACCCGGUCGCGUUUGCGCACGACCUCUUCCUCGACUGCAUCCAGAAGGUGCGCAACCAGGAGAUCCACUACAAGGCGAUCCAGUUUUACCUCGAGCAACACCCGCUCGAGCUCACGCGCCUCCUCCAAGUGCUGACGCCAACCUCGACCACGCGCGCGUCGUGCACCAGCUGCGCAAGUCGGACAACCUCCCGCUCGUCAUCGAGUACCUCAAGGACGUGCAGAAGGAAAACCUGUCGGCGGUCAACGAAGCGCUCAACGAGAUCCUCACGGACGACGAAGACUACCAGGGCCUCCGCGACUCGAUCGACUCGUACGACAAUUUCGACCAGAUUGCGCUCGCGCAAAAGGUCGAGAAGCACGAGCUCCUCGAGUUUCGCCGUAUCGCUGCGUACCUCUACAAGAAGAACAAGCGCUACGCGCAGUCGCUCAAGCUCUCCAAGGCGGACAAGAUGUACAAGGACGCGAUCGAUACGGCCAACGACUCGGCCGACGCGGAGCUCGCGGAGGAACUCCUCCGCUUCUUUGUCGACGCGCACGACAAGGAAUGCUUUUGCGCGGCGCUCUUUACGUGCUACAAGCUCAUCAAGCCCGACGUGGCCAUGGAGCUCGCGUGGCGCAACGGCUACGUGGACUUCGUCAUGCCGUACAUGAUCCAGUACGUCAAGAACCUCCACGAGAAGAUCAAGGUGCUCGACGAGCGCACGGCGCCCAAGGAAGACGCGAUGCCCGCCGAGACGCUGCCCGGCGUCGUCGACCCGCAGUUUGCGAUGGGCGGCAUGGGCGCGCCCGUCAUGGCGCUCGCCAACGCGGCGUACAACGACCCGAGCGCCUACGGCAUGCAGCAGCCGGGCUAUGGCAUGCAGCAGCCCGGCUACGGCAUGCAACAGCCGGCCUACGGCAUGCCACAGCCGCAGUAUGGCGGCAUGGUGCCGCCGCAGCAGUACGGCGCGCCGGGCCAGUAUCAGUAUUAACGCGUCCGAUCGGAGAACGAAUAAGACGAUUGCUCGUCGCCCACUAAUUAGGAAAGAGUUCAUACAUG